ACCGUGCGGUAAGAUACCGUGAAAUAAAGACAGUUCAGUUUAUUUCGUGCGUUUAACGUAUUCGGUGGUGUUUUUUCGUGUUAAAAGUGUAAUAAAUUGAGAAUUGCUUUGCCGUGUGUAUGUGUUGUGUGAAAAAAUAGAAAAUUUUGGGAAGUGAAAAUCCACCUUUAUGGAAAUGAAGUGCAAAAAAAGUUGAUCAAAUUGCCUUUUGUAGUAAUUAAAUAACCUUCUGUUUGUAAAAGAUUGAUGCAAAGAGUGUAGAGAAAAUUUUUUAAAGUGCUGAAUGAAUAUCGUGAACGAAGCAGCACAACGCACGCAAACACAUGCACAUAUCCUAGUGAAUCCGUACACAAAGCUACGAACCAAUGUAAAGAUGGAACUAAAAAAUUUUCACAAUCUUUCUACAUGAUUUAUUGACCGAGAAGAAAAGAAAAAGAACAGCAAUGUAAAAUGUAGUAAAGCGAAACUUAUGAAAUAAAUUGGAAAACAAAUAAGCUUAUUUUCGCCGUUGAACCUACAUACAUAUAUUUGAAACAAAAUAUAAUUAUUUUUAAAAUACACAAGAAAAACAAAACGCUAUAGGGCAAUAAUCAAUUGCACCAAGUGAUGUUGGAGGUAUGAACAAAAAAUUUAUUUUCCUUUAUCAGUUAAAUUAUGUUCAUUGCAUGAAGUAAAUAGAAGGAAGUGUUAUAUAGUGAGAAAAUGGCCGUAUGUAUUUGAAAAUUGGGCGGGAGGUGUGUACUUCCUGUAGUGUAGUUGUUGGUUCAUUUGUGUUUUCGUUUUCAAAUAAAUGCUUAUUUUGCGCACUACCAUAUUCCAAGUGGUCCCCUUCGUGUGACAGCUCCAACAUUCGGCUCCACUACGUUUAUGUAUCGUACUUACUUAUGUUAGCGCGAACCUUUCUACAUUUAGCUCUGCGUGUCUUCGGCAAAUUAUUUCUGAUUGCCUGAUUGCGCGCAUUCACUAAAACCAUUCAGACACGCAUUCAAUUUUGAAGUUAAUUUUAAACGGAAGGAAUACUGUUUAUAAUUUAUUUGAUGCUGUUUCUCCAUCACUCUUGUUUGGAGUGUACUUCCUUUGAUAUAUUGGAGCUCGGUCUCAAAGUAAAAUGGAUGCAUACGAAAGUUUUCAUUUCUAUUUUUUCCCCAAUUGUAUAAACUUUUUGACAGCAAUCUCUCAAGCACAGUGAAAGGAAAGAGAUGCAUAUGUUAACGCUAGUCACUCACUUCACACAUGAGAAAGACAGCACUUCUACCACAUACGAUAUUGCUUUCCUGCUCUGUUAAGUUUUGAUAAAAAGAAUAGUACAGCUGUUAUGUUGAUUCCCCGCAUGAAUAGUGUCGGCGAUUUCUGUCUUUAAUGCAUCGGCAUAUUUUCAAAAUCAAAACAAUCCAAAACAUUGAAAAUUACGGUUGCAGCGCUAUCGAUGCUUAGCACGACUUUACCUUUUUUUUCUUUUUGAGUAAAUGACGUAAAAGACGUUGACGUUGGCUUCAGAGAAAGUGGGUUGGCGGUUCCUUCUAAUCGUAUUUUGUUUUGGUUUUCUAUGGUUCUCCUCACCGAUUCUUCGAUUGUUUUAUUUUGAUGCAGUUUUUGCAAUAAAUUUUGGGUGGGUGGGUUGUUAAGGUGCUUGACUUUUGGUUCAAUGUGCGCGCCAAAGUUUUGUCGAAGGUAUAAUACAACCCAGGUGUUACAUGUACAUACUUACAUUGUUUGUUUACCAAAAGUGGUUUUCUAAAAAGCAAAUAAAAUGCCUUGAACAUUUUUGGAUGUUAUUAUACGAAAGCAGAUAGUAAUUAAGUAACCGAAGCAUUAAAUGUAACAACAAAUAACUAAACAAAGAAACAAACUUGUAACAACGCAACCUAACUCAAGGAAUUGUUAAGUAAAUUUAUUUAUAAAAAAAAUCGUGAAAGCAAAUAUAAAUGGUUUCUACUUUUAUCGGGCUAUUGGAUAUUCAAUCAUGGUGGGAGAUACCGUGUAUAUCUCAUUUUUGUUCAUUGUUUAGUUCCGCCUUUGACCUGCCCGACAUCGACAUCGAGGAUCUUGAGUCGGCGCUUUUAUCGGACGGAACUGAUGAAGAUCAAAUCGCACUUGUGCCCGAGUUAAUUGUACGCCUAUUAAAGGGUUGCGAUGCACUCAAGUCGGUAGCAAAAGAAAUAACUCAUAGUAAUUAUCAAAUGUUCUUGCGGCGUUUUCUACGCCAACAGUGUCGCAUACACAAUACCGAAAAUCAUUUUGAUACGGACAUUGACUUCCAGUCGUUGCCGGUGCGCAAACGCUUACAAAUACUACAUGAUUUAUGUCAUUUCCGACUCGACUCGUGCGAUGUACAAGUUAUACUAAGUAACUUGGAAGCGGAUAGCUUAAGAGUUGAGCCGCUAGGUUACGAUUCGAAAAAUUCUGGCUAUUGGUAUUUCUAUGGCACACGAUUAUAUCGUGAGGACAAAGCAGCAUUAUCGGCGAACAAUAAUAGUGGUGGUAGUAGUAAAUCAUCGAACGCUGCAAUAAAUAGUAAUGGGUGUGCAAAAGGGGCCGAUGGCGCUGUGUGGCAAGUAAUUUGUUUUACCGAAGAAGAUUGGCAGAAUUUGGCCAGCAAAUUUAAAUCUUCGACGAACGCUAAAGAACGUGAAUUGUAUCAAAUAUUAGAUGAAAAUUUUCUACCGAAAUUACCACAACUUUUUCGUGAACGUGAACGAUUGCGGCGUAGAAAACUACUUCAAGUACGCAAUUCGACACGCAUACGUAAUAUCGUCGAGCUAAAAGCGCGCCAAGAACAGGAACGUUUAUUGCGCGAACGUCAACGCUAUCAAUUCGAGCCGCCGAACAAUAUAAAGCACCAGCAGUUGGGCCGAGCGAGAAGACGCUCCCAAUCCACAUCGACCGCAAGUGGUAUAUCCACUUACGCCAGCUCCUUGCGACGCACCACCACCACAAACUCCAGCGAAUUUCUCUGCCAUCGUGAGACAUUUUGUCUAACACCUGAGGCCGAGGAACAAGAAGAGGAAGACAUUGAGAACGAUAGCGAACACAAAGUGGAAAUCCAAAAGGAGCUACUUAAAACGCCAGACCACUUGAGUGCUCAGCAGUUAGUUGAAAAUUAUAUCACAUCUGGUGAUAGAGUUGACGGCAAAACCUUUCCAUGUCCCUCAGUGCAGCCAACUCUUAAUCACGAAACCAUUGGGGAAGCAUACCAAUUCUUGCCUCAAAAUAUCAAAGUUGAACCAGAGGAGUUGUCGGCCGAUGAGGCGGAACAUAUUGUGAUUCAUAAUCUUGCAACGUCCUUCAACGUCGAUCCAAAGCCCAUAUUGACAAAAGCGGUUUCUGAGCGCCACUACCUAUCACAGACACACAGCGAUCAGGCCGAAUUGGAAGAGGAUCAGCAAUCAGUACAUCGCUCCUUAAAUGAUACACAAUUGGCUUCUGUCGAACAGUCACCGCCUGUGAAAGUGAGAAAGUCGCAUCACAAAAAGAAGAAGUCACAAAAGAAAGAAAAGAAAAAGAAAUCACGUGAACAUCGACGCCGUCAUAAGCAUGCGAAUAGUGCCAACGCAACCAACACUGAAAAGACAGCAGAAAAAGCCAAAGGUCGAAAGGACGGUGUAGCGGCAAACAAAACAACAACCCAAAGUGGCAGUAGCAGUAGCAACAGCAGCAGCAAUAGCAAUAGCAAUAGUCAGAGCAGCAAUAGCCAUAAUAAAACAUUCAAAACACGCAGCAAUCAUACCAGCAAAAGUCAUCAAUCUCGUGCACAUGCGCAAAGCCACAGUCACAGCCACACACACAGCAACGGACAUACUAACCAACACAGCAAUAACCACGUGCUUGCACAUACAUCCUCACUAAGUCCGGAGGAUAAAGAGAACUUCUGCCGCCAAUUUAGCAGCGAUCCAACAGCAACUACAACCGGCGAAUUACAUGAAUUGUCUGCCGUAGGCGUUGUUGAAGCCCUGAAUGAUACCACAGCUGCAGUGGGCACUGGCAUACAACUGGUUAUCAGCGCUGUGAACGUAAAAAAAGAAGUUGGUGUGGGCAUUGUGCAUGAUAUGGCACCAACAAGCAAUAUGAAAUUGCCCGGCAGACAAACGAAUAAUUCGCUCUCGUCGUUGACCGGCAACAUAUUCAUACCGCCGCCAUUGCGUGAGGAUACGCCAAUUACCGGCGCUACAACGUCAGAGCGCACUGAGAGCAAAUCAAAGUCCGCCACGACUGCAAGUAGUGCGGGCAACAAGAAGCAUCAUAAACAUAGUAGCGUAUCAGUGUCGAGCUCAAACGCGUCCUCGGAAGCAAGUGGCAUUGUUGAAAAGAGUUGCGGGGGCGGUGGGCACAAGAAGAAAGUUGCCGCGGCUGCAGCAGCAGCAGCAGCAGCAGCAGCAGCAUCGGCGUCCGGCAGUUCGAAGUCAUCCUCACAACACUCGGAUAAAAGUGCCGAUGAAAAUGUAUUUAGUAAAAAUCGCACCACCAUCACUACCACCACAACCAUCACCACCAAAACCACAACCACCUUAAACACGACCAAAAAAAUCAUUUCAACAACCAACACCAACGCCAAUAGCACCAACACAACCUCAACUACCAAAACCGCUUCAAAUCAUACCGCCUCGACUGUGUUUAGAAAUGCGUCGCAUGGUGCCGAAGCAGCCGUAGCCACAGCAACAACAACAGCAACAGCAGCAAAGACGUAUUUGUCAUCGUCAUCGUCAAACAACGUCGCCGCCGUCGCCAAUAUAACAGCGACAGCAGUGACAAAAUGUUAUUUAAAACAUGCUAACAAUCAAAAUCAAAAUUCUCACAAAUCAACUAAUCAAAAUCAUAUAAUAUCCCAAACAAAUUUGAAUUCUUCCUCCAAUUCAUCUAACCAUUGCCAAUCUCAUCACAACUCCAAUCAUAAUCAUCAUAACCACCACCAUAACCACCACCACCAUAACCACCACCAUAACCACCACCAUAACCACCACCAUAACCACCACCAAAACCAUCAUCAACAUGGUCAUCAAUAUACGCACCAAACGCACGCUUCCCAAUUUCCCAUGCAUUCCUCUAAUACCAAUCCAUUGACAUCAACAACGUUGAACGCCUUUAAUUAUGCUACCAAAAAUUCCACGAAUACGAAUUUUCUCAGUUUUACCGAAACGGAAGAAGUUCUACAAAUCGGUAUGCACAAAGUGCUCGUCUAUGUGAAGAACCACCGUGAUGCCUGGCCAUUUAUGGAUCCCGUUGAGGAGGAUAUAGCGCCACGUUAUUAUUCCAUUAUACGCAGGCCAAUGGAUCUGUUAAAAAUGGAAGAUAAAUUGGACAAUGGCGAAUAUAAUAAAUUUAGUGAUUUUCGUAACGAUUUUAAAUUGAUUGUAAAUAACUGUCGCCUUUAUAACGGACACAACAAUGAAUACACGGAAAUGGUGAAUAAUUUGCAAGAGGCGUUUGACAAGGCCACCAAGAAAUACUUUGAUAAUUUAUCCGAUGAUGAUGAGGAUGAUCCGAGUUUGGGCUAUCCGGCAGCCGACUCAAAAAUGAAUGUCUUCCGUGAGAAGUACUUUAAUAAGAAGUCUUCAAAAGAUGCCAGCAGCGAUAGCCAAAGUGUAACAACAGAUCUGGAUAAAUGUGCAGGGGACAAGGCAACGGAUAGAAAGAAAAGUUUCAAAAAGCAUACACAUGCACAUGACUCCGUUAUAGCGAUGAAUAAUGAUAAACGUCUUGAUAGUGGUGAAGAGGAUGUAGAGGAAAUAGCUGGUGGCGACGUAGAACAACGUGGCACAAAACGAAAGCGUAAAGAGAAGGAUAAAAGGCGUAAGAAGAAAUCAAAAAGUAAGAAUGCUGCAUUAGAAAAAAACACAGACGACGAAGAUUGCAUGGAUAUGGAGGACAAUCGGGGUGAUGACGAAAUGCCCGAAGAAUUGGAUCAAGCACAGAAUUCGAAAAAGAAUAAAAGUAAACAAAAUAAAGACAACUCGAAAAAGAGUAAAAAGAAUAAAAGUGAAAAAACUUCCAAAUCUUCAUCAAGCAAGACUUCGAAAAGCAAGAAUACAAAGAAACAAAACAAAAAGAGUAGUAAAUCGAAAAAUCACAAUUCCGAAGAGUCUGCAUUAUCUGAAGAGGACGAGCCAAUACCAGAACCACAACGCUCGGUGGAGUUGGACAAAAUUUCAGCGGCACAGGAUGAAUCUGAUAUGGACCCCGAACUGGAUUCUGUAGAUGAAGCCGACGAUGAUGAUGACGAGAGUUUCGAAUAUCCGGCCGCUAAGAGGAGUAAAAAUAAGGAAAACAAAUCUCAUACCAAAUCUAACACUCCCGCAGGGAAUAAGAAAAAAUCUGCCGUAGCUAAAUCCAAUCAGAAACAUCUUACGGCGACACCGGUGGCAUCUAAACACCAGAAAGGGAAAAGCAAGACUAGCAAGUCGAAGAGCAAGUCUAAAACAGCUCCAGCUAAUAGCGAUGGCGAAAGCGAAAAUGAAACGGAAAAAUUGGUGCAGAAAUCGAAUUUGAAUAAAGAUAUGCCACCACCCGCUGUGGAUGCGCUUGCCGCUUCAGCUUCCGAGUUGGAGGAGGAGGUAAUCGACGAUGAUGAUGAUUCCCGUUCGCGCAGUAUGUCACCCUUUAAAGUGGAUCUGCAUAAGAAAUAUUCCAAAAGUGCACUUAACGACGAUCUCUGUGACUUAUUGACCACAGUCAAAAGAGUACCAGGUGGUACAAAGCCAGCAAACAACUCCAAUCAAAAGCGCCUAGAAGAAGAUGAUGAGGAUGAUGAUUUCAAAUCCUUGUCCAGCCGCAGCUCAACACCGGUACGUGCAUCUAGUGAGGAGCGCAAAACCAAGCGUGCGCCUAAGAAGAGUACACGAAAUGCGAAAAAAGAAGAACCCAGAAGUAAGAAGAAUUCGUCGUCGAGUAGCACAACGGCGGCGAGUAAAAAGAGUGCUGAGCUCGAUGCCGCUGCGGCGGCUGAGGCUGCAAAACAAGCUGAGCUGGAAAUGUUGUUACCUUUUCUGGACAAAUAUGAGCUUAUUAAAUAUCGGCGUAGUCGCGCAAACAACUUGCAACAGACUGCAGCGGUGAGUACUACAGUUGAAGACACUCAAAGGAGUAGGAAUCGCUCUAAAGAAACCAGUGCGAAGAAGAAGGAUACGAAAGCGGGGGAGAAGGUUGAGAAAUCAAAUGGCGAAAGUAAUAAAUCCCGAAAAAACAAUAAAAAAUCCAAAAAGGAAACUCGCACCAAAGAGCUGAAGGAGGCCUCCGACAGCGAAGAGCUGAAGACGAAACCACCACCACCACCACCGCCAGCAAAAGAGGAUACAAAUGCAAAGAGCACGAAAUCUGAAGAAAAGACGCCAUCGAAAGCAAUAAAGACACCCACUAAAGCGGAAGUAACGGAUGAAGAAUGUAUUGAAAGUCCAGCAAGCAUUGCUUCUACUUCGAUUAAAAGUGCUAAAAAUAUUGAAAAGAAAACAACAACAACGCCAGAUAAAGCGACCGUAAAAAGAAAGGAGAAGUCUAAACCAGAACCUAGUGCAGCUGCACAAGUGGAAGAAGUCCCGAAGAAACCCGCUGAAAAGCCUGCAGCUCCAGUGCCACCGAAAAAAGCUUUACAAAAGAAAGCAGCGGCGAGUGCUGCUGCGAAUAAAAAGGCGAACAAUAAAACAGCCGCAAGUGCUGCCUCGAGCAAAAACUCCUCUACCAACAUAGAAGCGCUAGAUGUGGAAACCGAACAGACGCUUAAAGAUAUCAAUCGUUGGCUAGAGCAUACGCCACGUUUUUCCGAAUUUAGUUCUGCAAGCAAUUCCCCCUCACGCUACAACCUGGAUGAAUUCGAUGCAGCUUUACCCGCCAAGCUGGAGCCAGCCGAUUUCCGGCGUCCUGUGCCGAUUGCGCCGCCCAAAAUCGAUUUGGUGCCCACUAAAUUAGCAGAGGUGCUAGUUGAUUUAGUUGCCGAUGGCGACUCAGUAGUUGCAAAUGAUCUUAAGAAAGAGGUGAUUUCGGAUUUGAUAACAGGCGGCAUGUCCGUGAGCACAGUUGGUGGCACGGCGAGCAGUGUGAGCUCGAGCUGUGGUACACCGCCGCAUUCGGUAACGUCUGCCAACUCCAUUGGAAGUACCUCAGCAAACGCUUCAUCCAACAAUUCAGUAGUUAAUGCACCGUCGAUAUCAUCGAUCGCAUCUGCAUCGGCGGCCAAUCAACCGACUUUGCUAAUACCGCCACCACCAGCUACUGUGACGCCGGCCUUAAGUUCGCUUGCGCCACCAAAACCCAAAGAGCCCAGCACCACUCAGUUGUUGCUACAUCCACCUCCACCGCCGCAUAUCAAAAAUCAAUUGGCCAAGGAAGCCAAACGGAAGUCCUUGAAGGAGAAGUUGCAGGCAGCUUCUAACCCCCGGCGCAAGGAUUUACUUCGUACAAUCGAACGUUUGCAACCGGGCAAAGCCAAAGGCAAUCUAAUACAAAAUAUUAAUAAACCUGAUGAACUCUUUCCUUUAGGCCCUGUUGCGGCUAAGUCGAAGGAAGUAAAGAACGCUCUGAUUGUUGAUACAUGCGAUAAUGGACCUAAACUGAGUUUAGGUACUGUUAUAAAAACUGAUGAUUUUGCUUUAGGCCAAUCGCAUAAUUUCAUUGACGAGUUGGCCAGCAAAACUGAGGCGAAGGCAAAGAACUCCAUUGAGAAAGAAGGCGAGGAAAAACCGAGUAGAACCAGCGCACUUGAAAUUAUAUCGCCUUUCACUCCAAAAGCGUCGACAGCACCAGCAGGUAUUCCAUCGCCGGAAACGGAAGCUGAAAAGAAAACGGUUGAAGCGCCUGUUAGCGACUAUACAAAACCGUUUGAAAAGUUAUUGGAGCUCAAAUCUGCUGCCACUGCAGAAUCUGCCAGCGGUGCCGCAGCUAAAGAAAAACCGAAUUUGAGCGCUUGGCUGAAGGCUUUCGGCGCUCCAAAGAAAGCAAAGAAGACGGAAGAAGAAGAAAAGCUACAGCAACAACAGGCAGAUGGGAACGAGUCAGCCUCUAGCGCAGGCAUUACUUCUAGCUCGACAAAAUCCAACGACGGUACAGCGACGGCGUCUAUAUCCUCCACGGGAGCCACCGUUGCCAGCCGAUCACCUACGUCCGCAACAAUGACCGGUGGCGUUGAUUUUUCCCUACCCUCUGCACCGAGACAACGUAAGGCCAGCACCGGCAGCACCAUAUCCGAGCGGUCUUCGUUCAGUCAGGAUCCCGACUCGCCGCGAAUUGCCAUUGAUGAACGUUAUGGCUCUUAUGCGGGUGCAAAUUAUACCUCACCCAUUGGUGCUUCUCCGAUCGGCGCAUCGCCCAUAAUGGUUUCUCCAAAACCAGACGAAGUUAGCAAGCCUACCUCACCCUAUCCACUAAAUGGCGCCAUUAAGGUGGGUUUCUAUCAAGACACAACUACAAAGAGUAGUCCUGAUAAGAGUUGUAGCCCGCGCGAAAUGCCUUCGCCAUAUCCUCAAUACUCUCAACAUAUAUACUCAUCUGCUUCUUCACCAAAUGUUUCAACGCCGGAGUUGAGUGGUACUUCGCCCUACGGUGGCGCAAACAGCUAUAAUCCGUCUGGUUCAGAAGCCUCAAAAACGCCGGUGUACUCAUCCACCUCACCACUGCCGAAUCUCUAUGAUCAGUACAAGCAGCCGCGAUCACAAGAAUCCGAUUAUAAUUCAUCCAUGAGCCCGAGUACACCCAAUCCGAAUUCACCAUAUCAACAACCGCAAAGUUCACCAUACACGGCGCCAUCGCACCAGUCACCCUAUCACCAACCCAAUUCACCGUAUCAUCAGCAACCACAUUCGCCCUUCCACCAGCAAACACACAGCCCGGCACACACAUCAUCCACGGCAACAGCAGCCCCGCCAGCUGACGCUACCUCAGUUCACUCGCCUUUGCAACAUCAGCAGCCGCAUAGUCCCAUGCCUAGCAGUGUAGAUUCACCAGCUUCGUCUGCUGCUACACAGCCACCAACACCCCUAGCACAUUCGCCGAUAGAUCAACCGCAUUCGCCGUACCAACAGCCAAUUAAUUCGCCUUAUCAAUCACAAGUGCCCCAACCGCAACCAGCGCAAGUCCAACAGCAACAGCAAUUGCAGCAAAAUGCAAACGCGCUGUCGCCGUACAGCCAAAGCAGUAUGAGUCCCUCGCCAUAUCAAGCGUCUGUGAGGACCCCGGAGGCAGCAGCCAGUUUUAAUCAAUUGACACAAAAUGCGGAUUCUGGAAAAGUAACAGCUGAUGCUACGCCUGUACCAUCAGCGACAUUAGCACCAGUUAAUACCUAUGAAAAAAAUUCUACAAACAGCGGGGGUAACAGUAUCAAUAAUAGUAGCAACCCGGGCUCUAAUGGUAGCAGUGGAAAUGCGGCGGUGGCAGCUAUCCCGGGCUAUGUGCCAACAGCGCAGGAUCUUUAUGGCUCAGCCGCAAUGGUGGGACGACAGUCCACGCAACCACAAGCAAUGUUGCAACAACAACAACAACAACAACAACAGCAUCAGCAGCAAACCCAACAACAACAACAACAACAGCAGCAACUAACUGAAAGCUUGCGAUCGAUUUACGGCACUGGAGUUGGAACUGCGGCAUCAUCCCUUGUGGAGGGUGCCAAAAAUACGGAUUGGAAUAUGGCAGGCGUGCAGCAGAUGCCAGAUCAAAGGCAGCAGCUGCAGUCACAACAACAGUUGCAACAACAACCACACAAUACGCAGCAACCAUUGCAACAGCAGCAGCAGCAGCAGCAACAGCAACAGCAACAACAACAACAACAACAACAACAACAACAACAACAACAACAAAAUAUUCACCAAAAGUUGCAACAACAGCAGCAGGUACAGCAGCAGCAACAAUUGCAGCAGCAGCAAAAGCCCCAAUACCCCACAUACGCUCAGUAUCAAUCGAAGGCAGCUGCUGCUGCCGCCGCCGCGGCCGCUUCUACAAAUAAGGAAAUAUCCGUUUCCGAUAAGAUCGAGAAUGAGAAGAAGCAGAACGCUGCAGCCAGCAGCUAUACUGACGCCACAUCCGCUAACGAUAUGGUGGCUUUCAUGCAACACAUGCACCAACAGGCGCAGGCACAUAAAAACUCCAUGGCCGGAAUUUCAACGUCUGUGGCAUCAGGCUCGGUAUCGUCAAGCGGAUCCACAGGCUCCACCGCUCUGAAUUCAAAUGCUAACGCACUCAAGCGUACGGCAGAAGAUAUGUUGGGUAUGGACUACAGUGGCACGAGUGGAGCGGGUAUCGGUGGUGGCGGAAGCGUAGCGAACAAGAUGCCGAAAUGUGAGAACAACAGUGGGUUGCAGCAGCAAACGUCUCAGGUUUCAGCCCAGAGCAGUAAGCAGCAGCAAAUGUUCGAUAGUUUCUUGGGCGCCAUGCCGUUCGGCAAGCAUUUGGGCAGCAUUACGCCGGACAAAGCGUUUGAAAUGUAUAACCGUGCUGCGUCGAUGGGGUUUCCCAAAGACUAUGCGAAGGAUAUUAGUUGCCAAUUGCAACAACAACAGCAACAGCCACAGUCGCAGACACAACAUCAGCAACAACAACAGCAGCAACAGUCGCAGGCGCAACAUCAGCAACAGCAGCAAACGAAUGUUGCAGCGAGCCAGCAACAGCAACAACAACAACAGAUACAGCAACAAAAGCAAACACAUCAGCUGCAACAACAGCUGCAGCAUGGCUCACAACACCAACAGCAGCAGAAUCAACAUCACCAGCAACUGCAACAUAACCCACACGGACAGCAGCAAUCACAACACUUAUCCAAAUCUAGCCUAGAUAGCAUCACCGCCAGUUUAUUAAAUAAGCCGCUGAAUUAUGGCUCCAGCAGCCUACAACAGCAGCAGCAACAACAGCAGCACCAGCAGCAGCAACAACAACAGCAGCAGCAGCAGCAGCAGCAGCAACAACAGCAGCUAAGUCGCUCGCAACAGUUAAAUCAGAACUAUCCAACGCAAGCCCAACAGCAGCACUCCCAACAACAAAGUGCGCAACAGCAACAAUUGCCGACUAAAGCAACUCCAUCACCAGCUACAGCAGCCACAGCACUGGACAAUGGAAACAUGUUAAAUAUGCCCACCCAUCAUCUAGCACAUCAUCUCUCGGCAUACAAUAAGCCAACACCUCCACCGCCCCCAGCGCAGACCUACAGCAAUCCGACAGCCUCGCUGCUGCACCCCUUAGCAGAAAGCUUGUUCGGCUUAUCUUCAGCGAGUCCCGGCUUUUACGAUAAGAACAUGCCACCCGCAGCCCACAUGUACAAUGCAGCGGGGACGGCGAAAAAUCUCUCGACUUCGCAGCUUUACUCAAAUUCAGCGUCGAUUGCUGCAAUGAAUGCGGGUACUAGCAGUAUGUAUGGUCAUACACAACAACAUACCGCCGCUUCUGCGACUGGUAACACCUAUGCCGGCACCGGCACCAGCUCUAGUUGUAGCAAUAACAAUAGUAAUCAACAACAGCAAAGUAACGCAACUGCAGCAACGGAUGUCGCAAAGGCUGCGGCACCUGUAGCGCCAGCUCCUGCCAAGCGUGGACGCAAGAAGAAGGCGUCGACUAUUGCAGCAGAGGCAGCGACAGCCGCUGCACUAGCAGCUAAACUGCAACAACAACAGCUUCAGCAGCGACAACAACAGCAACAGCAGCAACAAUUGCAGCAACAACAACAACAACAGCAGCAACAACAACAACAGCAGCAGCAACAGUUAACCCAAAAUCAUUUACAUACAUCACAGUAUAACACAGCGGCGGCGCACAUGACACAGUUAGCGGGUGGUGGGGCGGCCACAACGGCCCAACCCGCACACCAAAGUUCGAGUGGUGUACCUGCACACUUGCAAGCGCACGCACAGGCAUUGCAGCAAGGGUUUCAUCUUUAUGCUGACCUAAAGACGGGCGGCGUAGGUUCACCACUCUCGGCGUCCAGCAGCACAAACUCUGCAGCAGUGGUUGCUGCUGCGGCAGCUGCAGCGGCCAAUAAUGUUGCAGCCCACAGCGCAGCCUCAGCCACAGCAGGUUCAAAUGCAAGCGGUGUUGAUGUUGCAACAGCAAUUUCUCUGAAGACAUCGGCAGCUGAAGCCAGCGGCAUGGUGCCAGGUAGCGCAUUCAAUUUCGGACCUGCACCGGGCAGUCUCGGUUUGUACGGCGAUCAAGCGGCGGCUGCUGCCGCUAGCAGCUAUCUAGAUCAAUUCAGGGAAGCAUCAAACCCCUACUAUAUGCCACCUGCGCCGGCGCCAGCACAUCGUAAUUCAGCCAGUGAGGCGGCAAGCGCUGCAGAGAAAGCGCAAUCUGCGUUGAGUUCAAGCGCGACGGCAGCUAGCGCAUAUCCCUUUUUGGCUGCACACACAACACCACGUGCCACACCCUACUCGUUUAUGCAUAACGCGGGCACUUCCCAACUGACCGAUCCCAAUUCACAAUUGUAUUCAUCAUAUUUGCGACGCGAGGACUUUCUCAUGUUCAAUCAGGGACUAUUAGGGCGCGGUGCAGGUGCGGCAGCUUAUGGUCAACCACCGCCGCCAUCUGCAUACCGACCGUCAAGCCUAGGCAUGCCAAAGCCGUAUGAUAUUAAUCGCUCAUGGUUUUAGCAGUGCGCCAACAACACCGCCCAAGAGGAAUUAGCCGAAUCGCGAACGACUGCAGCGGCAACAGAGACGAUGACAAGUGGCGGCGUUGAUGGCAAAGGUAGUAAUGGAAGUGUAUUGGGCGGACAGAUGCAGCUGCAGCAACAGCAACAGCAACAACAACAGCAACAACAACAUCAACAACAACAGCAGCUACAACAAAGGCUACAACCAGGUCACGCGCAUGCACAGCAGCAACAUAUCCAACAACCGCAACAGCAACAACUUCAAAGUCGGUUGGAACAUCAAAGUCAGCACUUGCAGUCGCACCAGCUGUGAGGUAUAGCGCAGGCGGCAAGUGUAUAAUACCAAUGUGGCGCGAUGGCACACAUCGGGCUAUUUCAGUCAACCAUUGAUUUGGUUGGAACUGUAGGAGCAUAGCGGUGAAAGCUUUGCUAAACUGACAAUUAUCGUUAUCUUAUGUUCAGCUUUAGUAGAUAUAUAACGGAUAAAAAUUUAAAUGAAUUAUUGUAUAAGGUAGUGUAGGGAAAGUGUGAAGCAUUUUUCGUUUGAUAUUAUGCACUUACAUACAUACAAACAUACAUACAUACAUACAUACAUACAUACAUACACACAUUCACACUAUAUUAAUGUCUAUAAAAAUUCAAUUAAGUUAGCGAAUGUGUAAAAAUGCACUAAAUUGAAAAAAAAAAAACAAGAAAAAGAAAAAUCAUUCUAAUAUUAGUUUAGUGUGUAUUUAUUACGAUUAAGCACAAAGUCUUAUUUAUGCUUUAAGAUACACUUAUCGAUAUACAAUAAAAUGUUGAUGUAAAAUCGACGGUUAAACCUGUACAUUUGUUAUAUUUAUAGUUCCAUUUGGGAUUUGAUAAUAAGUUGAUAAAUUCAAAGUAGUUAAGUUUACUAUUAUGUAAAAUGUUGCUUAAAUAAAUUAAUUUAAAGUGUAUAGGAUAUUGAUUUUAUGCUAUGCGCUCUUUAUACUCCAUAUAUGUAUGUAUGGAGAUAUACAUAUGUGUAUGUAUUUAAAAAUAUUAUACUAUGUGUAUGGUUUGGAGCACUGAACACUUUCGUAAAGUAAAACUAAGCCUUUUAUUUGUAUAUACAGUUACGAAAACGCUACAUAUUAGAAUGUAUGCGUGUUUUAAUUUUAAGUAAAUAUUGCAAAAAUAAAGUUAAACUAUCAGGAGAUUAACAAAGAUUGUCACUAUACAAGUUUUGAUUCCUUCAUUACGCAUACACUUACGGCUUCCUACUCAUUUUAUAUAAUAUAUGUAAAGCUUAUAAUAUAGUCAUAAAGAGCUUUGAAAUAAAUGUGGUGUACAAUUAACAAA
Messenger RNA from Ceratitis capitata (Mediterranean fruit fly), 14875 nucleotides. RefSeq lists its product as uncharacterized. The record is from RefSeq and is a predicted model, not a curated record. Gene Ontology annotation, biological process: chromatin remodeling. Bases 1926 to 13550 code for a protein of 3874 amino acids. Lineage: Eukaryota; Metazoa; Arthropoda; Insecta; Diptera; Tephritidae. Gene Ontology annotation, cellular component: CERF complex. Gene Ontology annotation, molecular function: protein binding. The transcript has 9 exons.